CAAAUUCUCCAGUCGACAAGACGGCCGCGAGCCCCACAAGCUAGGACCUAUACCUGUACUAUAGGCAAACGAAAAUGUCGAAUUUCUUAGCCAUCGUCGACCCUCCGAAGUCGCCGCCGUGCCACGACGUCCCAACCGGACGACAACGCUCUAUUUCAGCUCGUCAACGAAAUCCGACUCUAAAUACCGUCAUGAUAUCCUGUUUCGGAGACGUGGGCGUCGCUGUUGACCGUCGAUACCAGAUUACUAAACUAACACAGGGCGGAGCUGCUGAUAAAUCAGGACGACUCCAAGUCGGAGAUACAUUACUGCGAGUGAACGGCACUUGCACGGCGGCGUUGGAGUACGAGCGAAUCGUUUCCUUGUUGCGCAGCGUCAACGGCAACCUCGAACUGAAGGUAAUGGCGAGCGAGAGCUUAGUGUUCGACGCCGCCGCGAAGGGCUUCAACGAAGGGGCGGUACGAGAAGAAGCAAGUGGACGGCAAGAGGGACUGCGUAAGACGCGAACCGUGGCAUUCGACAUGCCGGACGACGGCGGCGGCGAUUCGCGUCGGCGGACCGAAUCCCGCCUGAUGCGUUCUCAGACGAUUGCGGCCGACGGUCGGCCGAGUGGCACGUUGGCGCGACGGAAUUUCGUGCAACUGCGAAACUGGCAGGCGGAUAGGAGAUACACCGACACACUGCACAGUCGCCAAUUUACGGUUCAUGAUUCUUUUUGUGACCAACACCAGUGUCAAGGGUCAAUAAUGUAUCCAGUUGGUGCUGAACUCAAAGCUGUUGCAGGUGAAAUCCGAUCCAAAGAUGAUGUAAUUCAGCAAGCUGAGGCAUUUCUCAACGAGUAUUUUGAGUCUCUGAAGAAGCGUUCAGAUAGCAAGAGCAAGAAAUGCAAACUGGAAGAGCAGCAAGCAAGGCGUAUGAAAGAAGUCAUUGCUCAGGUGGAGUUGACUGGUACGUACGAUUUGGAUGAGAAGGAACUUGUGUUUGGAGCUAAGCUUGCUUGGCGAAAUUCGCCUCGUUGCAUUGGACGUAUUCAAUGGAAUCGGCUUCAGGUGUUUGAUUGCCGUCACAUUAAUAGUGGAAAGGAAAUGGAAGAUGCUAUCAUUCAUCACAUCAAAUUCGCAACUAAUGAAGGCAAUCUUAGGUCUGCCAUUACUGUCUUUCCACAGAGGACAGGAAAGCGAGAUGACUUUAGAAUCUGGAGUCCACAGUUUUUUAGAUAUGCUGGUUAUAAAAUGGAUGACGGCAGCAUUGUGGGAGAUCCUGGCACUGUGGAGUUCACUGAGAAAUGUAUAGAAGUGGGUUGGCGACCACCAAAAGAAAAAGGCCAGUUUGAUUUACUUCCAAUAGUUGUACAUUCCCCGAACGAGUUACCAAAGUUCUUUGAUGUCUCAAGUGUUUGUCUGGAAGUUCCGAUAAGACACCCGGAAUUCUCGUGGUUCGAUGAUCUUGCACUUAAAUGGUACGCGUUACCUGCAGUGUCAAGUUUGAUGUUGGAUGUUGGUGGCAUUCAGUUUACUGCAGCACCGUUCAACGGAUGGUAUAUGGCUCCAGAGAUUGCAGCACGUAACUUUGGCGACUCCUACAGAUAUAAUAUGCUUGAGCCUGUUGCUGAAAAAAUGGGGUUGGACACGAGCAAUUACUCUUCUCUUUGGAAGGAUCGUGCACUGGUGGAGCUGAAUUUAGCUGUUCUCCACAGCUUUAAGGAAGCACAAGUGACUAUCUCCGAUCACCACAGUGCAGCCGAGUCUUUCAUGCAACACAUGGAAAAGGAAAUGUCACUUCGAGGUGGAUGUCCAAGUGACUGGGUAUGGAUUGUUCCUCCACUAUCCGGCAGUGCCACUCCCGUCUUUCAUCAGGAAAUGUUGAACUACAAAUUGAAGCCAAGCUUUGAAUAUCAGGAACCCGCUUGGAUGGCCAAACGAAUGGCAGACAAAGACAAUCCUACUGCAGCUACCAGAAGAGGCUCAAAGUUGACAUUAGCGUCCGCUGCAAGAGUUGUCAUGAUGUCGAUGUCAAUGUUCUCUCCUCACCUGAUGAAACGAGUUAAAGCAACCGUCCUGUAUGCAACAGAAACAGGGAAAUCGGAGCGGUAUGCCAAAGAUGUGGGCAAUUUGUUCAGUCAUGCUUUUGCCGUCAAUGUACAAUGUAUGGAAGAUUUUGUGUUUUCCGACAUAGAGUAUGAACAGCUGUUAUUGGUGGUAACGAGCACGUUUGGUAACGGCGACCCACCGGACAAUGGUGAGUCAUUUGGUCGUCAGCUGUAUGAAAUGCGGCAUCCGCCUGACGAGAAUCGAAGUAAACGAAAAGUGAGCAGUGUUAUUCACUUGGGACUGAGCGCAUCUGAGGGCGCAGUCAAAGAUGACUCACAGCCACUGGCCAAUGUGAGGUUUUCUGCCUUUGGACUGGGCUCCCGUGCUUAUCCUAACUUCUGUGCAUUCGCUCGUUCGGUCGACAAACUGCUUGGUGAAUUGGGUGGAGAGCGUAUUUAUGAGAUCGGUCAAGGAGACGAAUUGUGUGGUCAAGAAGAGUCUUUCAGGAAAUGGGUGAUUAGCUGUUAUGAAGCCGCAUGUAAGACUUUCUGUGUCGAUGCUAACCUCAAAGACUUUUCGGAUGCUCUGGCCUCAUCGUCAAGGGAGUGGCAGCCGGAUAAAUUUCGACUUGUAAUGCAGAAGAAGGAUACGGCGAAAGAGAUGGAUGUGUGUAAAUGCUUAUCUGAUUUACAUAAGAAGUCGGUGUUUCCUUGUCAACUCAUUUCGAGAACCAACCUUCAGAGUGAAGACUCGCCACGAUCCACGAUUCUAGUGAAGCUCGGCACCCAAGGCGAAGAACAACUUGCACACGAGCCUGGGGAUCAUUUGGCAAUAUUCCCACAAAAUCAACCUUCACUUGUGAAUCAGUUGCUAAAGAAAUUGGAUGGCGCUCCCUUGCCAGACGAGCCUCUUAUUGUUGAAUACGAAGUGGCUGUAAAAGAUCGUCAUGAAUGGAAACAGUCCGACAGAUUACCGCUGUGUACUCUGAGGCAGGCGUUUUCCCAGUUUCUUGACAUCACGACACCUCCAUCUCCACAAUUUCUUUCCAUCUUGGCUCCUCAGGCAACAGAUAAAGAUGAAAAUGCUCGUAUACUGGAGUUGUCUAAGGGAACGACUACGUACGAAGACUGGAAGUUUGACAAAUGUCCAAACAUAUGCGAAGUGCUCGAGGAGUUUCCUUCGCUGAAAAUUCCGCCAUCGCUGCUUUUAUCUCAACUGCCAUUGAUUCAGAGCAGAUACUACUCAAUCUCAUCGUCAAAAGACUACAUUGACGGAGAAAUUCACUGCACUGUUGCGGUCGUGUCAUUCCGAACUCACUCCGGAAAUGGGCCUCUGCAUCACGGAGUUUGCUCCUCGUGGUUGAAUCGUCUAACUAAGUCAGCAGUCGUUCCUUGUUUUGUAAGAAGGGCUCAGUCAUUCUAUCUGCCAGAAGACAAGAAUGCACCCAUUAUUUUGGUUGGCCCUGGCACUGGCAUUGCUCCUUUUAGGAGUUUUUGGCAGCAGCGCGUGUUCAUGAAUGAGCUGUCGCCUUUGAAAAGGAACAAGGUCGAAGUUCAGGAAAGCGAGCAGAAUGGGGAGGUACAAGCACAGGGAGACAUGUUGCUCUUUUUUGGUUGUCGUAAUCCUGAUCUUGAUCACAUUUACAAAGAGGAAGUCGCACAGCUGGUGCAAGAGGGAAUUUUGAAGAAUUCCUUUUGUGCUUAUUCUCGUGAUCCUAAUCAACCAAAGCAAUAUGUUCAAGAUCAACUGAAGCAGCAUGCCGACAUUGUCGUUCAGAAGCUUUUGAGAGAAUCUGGUCAUCUCUAUGUGUGUGGAGAUGUUUCGAUGGCUGCCGAUGUGACCAGGACCAUUGAAGCCAUUUUUCAAACAGAGACCGGAAUGUCAAGCAGUGAAGCUCGCAGCUCUGUUGAAGAGAUGAGAGCUAACGGGUUCUACCACGAAGAUAUAUUUGGAGUGACCCUGCGAACGGCUGAAGUAACGGAUCGCGUGAGAAAUGCCACUCGAAGGGCUUGGAGCAUUAUCGUUGAAUCACACGGAGAUGGCUCUCAGAUACUGGUACCCGCCCAAUCAAAGACUCAAGACAAGAAACAGAGCAUGAAGAAGAAGCUGAAGAUUGAAGUUGCUUCUAGUGAGACAAAGUCACGCCUUCGUCUUCCCAAUAGGAGAUUGCCAUCAGCCAGGAGUGAUAAUAGCAUUGCCGAACGAGAACUGCAGGCAGUGAAAGAGAAGCGAAGUCCUACACCAAAGUAGCUGCUUCGACUGAUGACUCUUAUGAUCCAUCUGCGCAGACGAAGAGACAGAGUAAUGUUUGUUUGUUUGCUUGUUUGCAUUUGACAAAGCAUUUGAUGUGCCAUUUCUGUGUGUAGACAUUAAUUAAGAAGUAUGCUUGACAUAUGUGCGUAUAGCAGAGUAGAAGGUUAUCAUGUAAGAAGUACCGGGUGCGUAGCGUUGUUUAGUUGUGGAGUUAAAAUUGUCGAAUUGAUUUGAAAUUGA
Messenger RNA from Corticium candelabrum, 4523 nucleotides. Its product is annotated as nitric oxide synthase, inducible-like. NCBI's taxonomy places the organism in Eukaryota, Metazoa, Porifera, Homoscleromorpha, Homosclerophorida, Plakinidae. The transcript has 30 exons. The coding region runs from base 75 to 4280 and encodes 1401 amino acids. Gene Ontology annotation, molecular function: flavin adenine dinucleotide binding; FMN binding; nitric-oxide synthase activity. The record is from RefSeq and is a predicted model, not a curated record. Gene Ontology annotation, biological process: nitric oxide biosynthetic process.